AUGAGGCUGCUCUGUUUUCUUGUGCUUGUACUGGGUGCUGCUUUUUGUGGGAGGGUAGCGAGGCUUAGAAUUCAACUACUUCCCGUUAACAAGGGACCCAGGUCGUUUUCCGAUAUCCAGGAAUCUGUGAAACUUACUAGAAAUCGGUGGAGUGUGGCUUGUGGUUUGAGUGGACUGCAUCCAGAGCCACUGGAAAACUAUCUUGACGCACAAUAUUAUGGCGAGAUUGAACUGGGAACUCCUGGUCAGAAAUUCAUGGUUGUUUUCGAUACUGGUUCUUCAAAUCUUUGGGUUCCAUCGAAGAAGUGUAGCUGGUUCGACAUUGCUUGCUGGGUGCACCACAAGUACGACAGUAGAAGGUCAACCACAUAUAAAGCAAAUGGUACAGAUUUCUCGAUUCAGUACGGAACCGGUAGUCUUACUGGCUUUCUCAGCACGGAUACUAUCAAGUUAUCCGACAUUCAAGCACCAGAUCAGACUUUUGCAGAGGCUACCAAGCAACCUGGAAUCGUAUUCAUGAUGGCCAAAUUCGAUGGUAUCUUGGGAAUGGGCUUUAGGUCCAUCUCUGUGGAUAAUGUUGAGCCCGUUUUCUAUAACCUUGUCCGCAGGAACCUUAUCUCUGAGCCCAUAUUUGCCUUCUAUCUAGACAGAGACGAAAACGAUAUUGUUGGCGGCGAACUGAUGCUCGGUGGUUUUGAUGAGUCCUACAUCGAUGGUCCUAUCACUUAUACUCCAGUCACACGCGAGGCCUACUGGGAAUUCCAUGUUCAAGGAAUUGAAGUCGUUGGUGAGGCUUUGUGUGAAGGUGGCUGCGACGCGAUCGCCGACACUGGCACCUCGCUAAUUGUCGGUCCUACCGAGUCGAUUCGUCGCCUGGCCGAAGCCACAAAGGCCCGGCCGCUUCCUGGGGGUACUUACUUCGUUUUCUGUGACUCGGUCCCCUCUCUGCCUCCCAUCACCUUCACCAUUGAAUCUGUGAACUUCACACUAGCUCACGACGACUACAUUCUUAAGGUGACUCAGCUCGGUCAAGAAAUGUGCCUUCUUGGGUUUAUGGGAAUGGACAUUCCCAAUCAUCCAAUGUGGAUUCUUGGGGACGUUUUCAUUGGCAAGUACUAUAGCAUCUUCGACCUAGGCCUGAAGCGUAUUGGCUUCGCGCCGGUAAAGAAACAUCCGCCGAAAUUUUCACGACCCGUCUUUCUACCCUUCGCCGGUGACAACCUCCGCAAGGUGGUUCCUAUGACGCGACUUGUACCCGCUCAGCAGAUUUAUAACUAA
Messenger RNA from Echinococcus granulosus, 1278 nucleotides. Its product is annotated as Lysosomal aspartic protease. The transcript is spliced from 7 exons. Bases 1 to 1278 code for a protein of 425 amino acids. Gene Ontology annotation, molecular function: aspartic-type endopeptidase activity. Gene Ontology annotation, biological process: proteolysis. Lineage: Eukaryota; Metazoa; Platyhelminthes; Cestoda; Cyclophyllidea; Taeniidae. The record is from RefSeq and is a predicted model, not a curated record.